Scedosporium apiospermum is the source of this 2340-nucleotide messenger RNA. RefSeq lists its product as uncharacterized. Gene Ontology annotation, molecular function: zinc ion binding; RNA polymerase II cis-regulatory region sequence-specific DNA binding; DNA-binding transcription factor activity, RNA polymerase II-specific. Lineage: Eukaryota; Fungi; Ascomycota; Sordariomycetes; Microascales; Microascaceae. The coding region runs from base 1 to 2340 and encodes 779 amino acids. The record is from RefSeq and is a predicted model, not a curated record. The transcript has 8 exons. Gene Ontology annotation, cellular component: nucleus. Gene Ontology annotation, biological process: positive regulation of transcription from RNA polymerase II promoter by galactose; DNA-templated transcription.
AUGGGCCCAUUAUCAUCACCAGCGGCAGCACCACCGGCGGCAGCGGGACAACCUGGACCGACACCAAGACCUCGUGCUUACAAGGCAAGGAGGCCACGGGCGGCAAGAGCCUGCGAGCUUUGUCGCGCGAAGAAGAAUAAGUGCGAUGAACAGCACCCCUGUUCUUACUGCCGGACGAAAAAUGUCGACUGCGUGUACAGUGGCCCCGAUAUGGGUUGGAAACGACACACGCUCGACUACGUCCGUCGUCUCGAAGACCAAGUGAAAACCCUAUCAGCCUCCCUCGAACUCCACGAGCGAGAAGCAGCCACCACCGCAUCAGCUUGCUUCUCCGACUCUCCCCUCGCCGUCUCCCUCCCCCGGCCCUUCGACUGCGUCGCGCAUACACCACGCGCCUACGAUGCGGCCGGCUUCCGGUCCGACGACUACCGCGUCUUGAUGCUCCCGAGCACCUCCGCGCUUCCGUCGCGCAAGACGCCCAGAAACGAAGUCUCCGGAGUGAACCGACACACGCGCAACGUCGAAUUCUACGGAAGUUCCUCAUCCAUUGCGCUUUUAUUUCAGGUCCAGCGCACGGAAGGGGCGCUACCUUUGGUGCCUUCUUCCUCUUCUUCUCCUCCUUCUGAACCAGAUUCGUCAUGUAGCGACGGCGGCGCUAUCGUCUCGAGUCUGCAUAAUCCAGCCUUCUCGCCGCCGCCUUCUUCGCAUCCACAUUCUCCACCAUUUGAGAACUCUGCAAGAAACGCCGCGGAUUCACCGGGAUUCACGUUCUCAAAUACCGGGAAUCCGGCGAAAUAUCGCGUGUUUCUAAACGGCUUCUUCUCGACGAUACAUCACAUUCAUCCCAUCUUGGACAAGCCGACUUUUAUGCAGCGAUGUGAGGCGUUAUGGGCGGGCGACCGAUCGGAUGAAGCGGCGCACAAGGGGAGUUUCGUGGCGCUGUAUUACAGCGUGUUGUCUCUCGGGGCGUUGGUGGGCGCGAGGGAGGAAGAGCCACUAGAAGGAGUAUCGAACCUCGAAUGGAGCAGGAGGUUCUUUGACGAGGCAAAGGGGAUGGCGAAUAGGCUUGGAAUGGUGACGGACUUGGAGAUGGUUCAGUGCUAUUUCUUCUUGGCCAAGGUUUGCCAAAACGAGAUCAACCCGCAUCUAUCCUACCUAUACACUGGCCUCGCCGUGAGAGCAAGUUUAGCUAUGGGCAUAAACCGAGAACCCGGUCCCAACACCCACAAGGAUCCGACCCAGCUCCGGGCGGAAUCUCGGACUUGGUGGGGCCUUUACUCUCUUGAAACUGAAAUGGCCUUCGCCAUGGGCCGUCCCGAUACACUUGGCUCCGACCUCUACCACAACCGCAACUACCCACAGUUCCAGCCUAUCGACUCGGCGUCCUCUCCCUCGGCUUCGCCAGAGUACCUCGACCCUCCAAACUGUAUCGUCAUCCAAGCCAUGGUUGACUUCUCCCGUAUCACGCGUUCAAUAUGCCACAACAUCUACCUCGCCGACACGGCCCUCCUCAAAUCUGUAGCUCUUGCCCAACAGACGGAGACGGAGCUUGAGGCGUGGGUGGAUGCGUUGCCCGAGGCGAUUCGCCCGGCUAGGACGCUGGCGGAGGCGAACUCGUUGAGGCGGGCGAGAGAUGCUCAGUGGAUGAAGCGGCAGAGACUGGUUUUAACAAUUCGAUACUUCAACUUGAGGAUCCUCAUGUUCGGAUCCUUCCUGCUCAUGUCGUCCCUCGCCGAACGAGCCUCAAUUCCUCGAUGCGCAGAAUUCAUCCAAAAGUGUCUCGACGCGGCGAAGCGGACAAUAGAGACCAUUUAUCAAACUUACCAGCACCACGACUUUUUCCGCACCUGGUUCUACAACACAACCUACACCGUCUUCGCGGCAUCCAUCCUCCUCGUCUACGUAACCCAAGAACCCCCUUCCACCUCCACAACCUCCACCCUCGACUUCGUCUCCAUGGCCAUCGAAAUCCUCGAAACGAUGGACGAAUGUGUCGUAGCCGUCAACGCUGCCAAGAUGCUCCAACGCGUCCUCCAGCGCGCCAAGGCCCGCUGCGCCGAUAUUUCCCCUGCUACUACCACUGACGCUACUGCUUCUUCUUCUUCGCCGCCCGUGUCGGUUGUGCCGCUGGAUCUAAGCGUCGGGGAUGCCACGGAUGCGGGCUUGACGACGGCGCCGAUGCACACGCAUGGGGCUGAGGCUUUGAUGGCGAUGAAUCAUUGUUGGGGCCCGUUGGGGUUGGGGAAUGGGGGGGUUGAUCCGGGGUUUCCUUUUCAGAUUGGGGAUAUGGAUGGGAUAAAUAGCUUGUUGGCGGGAUUGGACGGAGGGGGUCAUGUGUAG